This is a messenger RNA of Salarias fasciatus (jewelled blenny), 3042 nucleotides long. It is a transcript of the gene akap8l, whose product is annotated as A kinase (PRKA) anchor protein 8-like. Gene Ontology annotation, cellular component: nucleus. The record is from RefSeq and is a predicted model, not a curated record. The coding region runs from base 81 to 2348 and encodes 755 amino acids. Gene Ontology annotation, molecular function: DNA binding. The transcript is spliced from 13 exons. NCBI's taxonomy places the organism in Eukaryota, Metazoa, Chordata, Actinopteri, Blenniiformes, Blenniidae.
UAUUAGUGCGAGGACGGAACGGUACAUCUUCUUCAAUCAGCCGCUAUCAUCAAUCUUCUCAUCUGAACCCGGUUUUUAACAUGGACAGAGGCUACGGCUCCGGUUACUCCAGCUGGGGGGGAGGAGGAGGCUCAAGCAGCAGAGGUUCUGGAGGCUUCGACCUGUACGGGUCGGGGGGAGGAGGCGGAGGGGGAGGAGGCUAUAAGGACUCCAUGUCUGGGCUCGGUGGCUACGGAGGAGGCGGCGGUGGCGGCGGAGGAGGAGGAGGAGGCGGCGGCGGCGGCGGCCACAUGAAGAGGGGGCUGUCAGGAGGAUCUCUUCUCUCCACAGGCACACACGCAGAUGACGUGAUAGCCAAGAUCAACCAGCGCUUGGACAUGCUCACUCAGCUGGAGGGGGGGUUGAAAGGUUCUCGAGGUGACAGGUUUGACCAGUACGAGUCAUUCGACUCGCGCUCCUCCGCUCUCCCCUCCUCCCGAGAUCUCUACAGAUCUGGCGGCGGGAGCUAUGGCUUUGGCGAUGGCCGCGGGGACAACAUGCUGUUGGGUCAGCGAGGAGGCUCGGGCUUCGGAGGGGGAAUUGGGCUCGGGGGAGGAGGAGGCUUUGACAGCCCCUCCUCUUCCUAUGGCGUCGCUAAAAUGCGACCGAAUAUGAGGGAGUCCUUCGCCGGUGGCCAGGGAGGAGGUUCUGGAGGUGGAGGAUGGGCCGGAGCAGGCCGACGUUCCCCCAGAAGGGGUGGAAGUGCCGGGGGCCGAGGAGCUGGCGGAGGGUUUGGAAGCCGCAGGUCCGACCCCACCCCAUUAGGCGGAGGCAUGCGGGGCGGUGGCGGCGGUGUCCCGUCCCACCGCGGCCACUCUCCAGGAGGUGGUAGAGGCAAGCUCCCAUCCCUCCUGUCCAACCGCAUGUACCCUGAGAGCGGGGGCUUCCAGGGUGCUGCUCCGGGGCCUCACGACUUUCCAGGGAGGCAUUUUGGAGGGGGCCCACGGGCUGGCCGCCAGCGAGGCCGAAAGAGACCCCUUAACAAACAGAUGAAACCCCAGCGUGAAGUUCAGAAGAAGAGGAAACAGACUCUGAGUGGGACUGACGAGCCAGAGUCAAAGAUGAAUAAGACCGACGGAUCGGAGGACGCAGAGGAACAACCUGAGAAAAAUGGCGACGACAGUCAGCCGCAGAGUGACGCUGCAGAAGCAAAGCCAGCCGAGGACGGAGAUCCAGCCACACCCAAACAGGAAGAGAAGAAAAAGCCGCCGGGCAAACAGACCCCGGUCCAAGGCCAGGAGAAGCACCCCAAAAUGAGGAAGAGGAGGGGCUUCCUGGAGAGGGUGAUGUUCGCUUGUUCCGUUUGCAAGUUCCGCUCGUUCUACAAGGACGAAAUGGAAGCUCACCUGGAGAGUCGCUUCCACAAGGACCACUUCAAGUUCCUGUCCGGCCAGCUGUCCAAGCCCACCACAGACUUUCUCCAGGAGUAUUUGCAGAACAAGUUCAAGAAGACGGAACAGAGAGUCAGCCAGCUGGAGAACCACUGCGCCGCCAUCUGCCAAGUGUACAAGGAGCAGGAUCUAACCAGGGACCUGGGCAUGGAGCACUUCAUGAGGAAGGUGGAAGCAGCUCACUGUGGAGCGUGCGACCUGUUCAUUCCGAUGCAGCCUCACCUGAUCCAGAAACACAUCAAGUCUCACGACCAUAACUACAACCGCAAGGGGAUGAUGGAGCAGUCGAAGCGGGGCAGCCUGUCCGUCGCUCGUUCCAUCCUGAACCACAAGCUCAUCGGCAAGAAGCUGGAGAGUUACCUGAAGGGUGAAAAUCCGUUCGCCGGUAACCAGGACGACCCCGAGGACUCCAUGGCGAUGGACAUAUCCGAGCUGGAGUCGUCCAUUCAGACCGCAGACGGCCAGGCAGCAGAGGCGCCGGGCGAAGAGAAGGCCGCUCCCGAGGGCGAGGCCGCCGACGAGGAAGCCAAGGAGGCAGAAGAGCCAGCGGGAGAGCCAAUAGGAGAGCCAGCAGGAGAGCCGGCGGGAGAGCCAAUAGGAGAGCCAGCAGGAGAGCCGGCGGUGGAACCAGAGGCAGAGGAGGCAGAGAAGAUGGAAGAGGAGCUCCAUAACCAGGAGGAGGAGCUCCAUAACCAGGAGGAGGAGCUCCAGAACCAGGAAGAGGAGCUCCAGAACCAGGAAGAGGAGCUCCAGAACCAGGAAGAGGAGCUCCAGAACCAAGAGGCGGAGGAGGAGGAAGGGUUCGAGGUCGGAGAGGAGGAGGACGAGGAGGGAUAUGUGGUGCACGACGAGAUCGGGGAGGAGGGAGUGCCUGCCGAGGGGGCGGAGCCACAGGAGGAGGGCGGAGAGAACGAGUGAGCCGCUCCUCGUCUCCAGAGCGUUUCCACCUCGUGCUACGACCAGCCACAUUAAGAACUGCACACUCCCCGCUCCCAUCGUGUUCCGCCGUCUGAGGACUCCUUUCUUUUUACUGUUGUUGACGACGAAGCUCCAUAUUCUGGACUCCACUCUGAUUCUGCUUCCAGCCGAGGUUGAAAUGAUUGAACUGGGCUCGAGUCUUAAUGUGAAUCAGAUCACCUUCUUGCUCUUGUGCUUCUCGCUUCCUUUAGAGAUGAGUGAUCUUCAUCCUUUCACUUAAACUUGGAAUCAGAUGAGGGUUGUUUUUUUGUUUUUGUUUUUUUUUCUUUGUUCUACUCUUGAUGUUUUUGGUUUUUUUUUUUCUUGUGCCUUUUAGUUGUUUUUAGUUGCGGUGGAUUUGAACGGGCGCAGACGGAGUAUUGUGACAUUGAAACACGUCGUGUACAUCUUGUCCUUCAGAGUUUGCACCGUGCCACAGCAUAUUCAGUCUGGUAUUAGUGGACAUGGACGCCUCUCCAACGGGCUCCCCCCCCCCCCUCCAGGUGGUUCAUAGCAUGAUCACAGGAACCACGUGAGGAACAAACGCCACCUUCAGAAUGGAUGUUGAUCUUGUAACAGUUUGAUUUGACUCCAUGAAAUAAAUUUGUUGGCCAAAACGAUGUUUGCUUGUUUUAUUUUCAGUAAAGUGAUAGAU